Molecule: messenger RNA, 2768 nt
Organism: Myotis daubentonii (Daubenton's bat)
Lineage: Eukaryota; Metazoa; Chordata; Mammalia; Chiroptera; Vespertilionidae
Gene: SH3BP5
Product: SH3 domain binding protein 5
Biological process (GO): intracellular signal transduction
Cellular component (GO): cytoplasm
Molecular function (GO): protein kinase inhibitor activity
Source: RefSeq, a predicted model, not a curated record
CCCACUUCCUCCGCUCCGCCUCGGCCGAGGGACCCGCACCGGCGAGCGGCGCCUCCCGGGGUCUGCGGCGGCGGCUCCCGAGCGGGCGGGCGGCAGCGGAGGAGCGGCGGCGGGCGAGCCCGGUGGCGGUGGCAGCCGACGCUCCGAAGCCCCGCGGCCAGGUUCGCGUGCCCGCUGCCCGCAUGGACGCGGCGCUGAAGCGGAGCCUCUCGGAGGAGCCGGCUGAGCUCCCGGCGUCCGCCCGGGACUUGGAGGAGGAGGAGGAGGAGGAAGAGGAGGACGAGGGGAUGGAGCAAGAGCUGGAGGAGGAAGAAGAGGUGGACCCCCGCAUCCAGGGAGAAUUGGAGAAGUUAAAUCAGUCCACGGAUGACAUCAACCGACGGGAGACUGAACUUGAGGACGCUCGGCAGAAGUUCCGCUCUGUUCUGGUUGAAGCGACGGUGAAACUGGACGAGCUGUUGAAGAAGAUCGGCAAAGCCGUGGAAGACUCGAAGCCCUACUGGGAGGCGCGGAGGGUGGCGAGGCAGGCUCAGCUGGAAGCGCAGAAGGCCACGCAGGACUUCCAGAGGGCCACGGAGGUGCUGCGCGCCGCCAAGGAGACCAUCUCCCUGGCCGAGCAGCGGCUGCUUGAGGACGACAAGCGGCAGUUCGACUCGGCCUGGCAGGAGAUGCUGAAUCACGCCACCCAGAGGGUCAUGGAGGCAGAGCACACCAAGACAAGGAGCGAGCUGGUGCACAAGGAGACGGCAGCCAGGUACAACGCGGCCAUGGGCCGCAUGCGGCAGCUGGAGAAGAAACUCAAGAGAGCCAUCAACAAAUCCAAGCCUUAUUUUGAACUCAAGGCAAAGUACUACAUGCAGCUUGAGCAACUAAAGAAGACCGUGGACGACCUGCAGGCCAAACUGGCCCUGGCAAAAGGCGAGUACAAGACGGCCCUGAAGAACCUGGAGAUGAUCUCGGACGAGAUACACGAGCGGCGGCGCUCCAGCGCCAUGGGGCCUCGGGGCUGCGGCGUGGGCGCUGAGGGCAGCAGCACAUCUGCAGAGGACCUGUCCGAGAGCAAACCCGAGCCAGAUGCUGUUUCUGUGGCCUCCGAGGCCUUUGAAGAUGACAACUGCAGCACCUUUGUGUCUGAAGAUGACUCGGAGACCCAGUCUGUGUCCAGCUUUAGUUCAGGACCCAUGAGCCCAUCUGGGAUGGCCGACCAGUUUUCUGCAGUUGUGAGGCCCGGCAGCCUGGAUCUUCCCAGCCCUGUGUCCCUGUCAGAGUUUGGAGUGAUGUUUCCAGUAUUAGGCCCUCGCAGUGAAUGCAGUGGGGCCUCCUCCCCGGAGUGUGAGGUGGAACGAGGAGACAGAGCAGAAGGGGCAGAGAAUAAAACAAGUGACAAAGCCAACAACAAUCGGAGUCUUAGCAACAGCAGCAGUGAUGGUGGCAAGAGCCAGAGCAGCACCUCCCCUGAGGGCCAGGCCUUGGCAAACAAGAUGAAGCAGCUCUCCCUCCAGUGCGCAAAGGGACGAGAUGGGAUUAUUGCUGACAUAAAAAUGGUGCAGAUAGGCUGAUCCCACCAAGAUCCUGGCCCCAGUGCACACCACUAUUUAUAUGAGAAACUGAUUGGAGAACAUUGUGCCAAUAACCCUUUAAUAUAUGCCAAAUCGUAAGUGUUUACUCUGAACUGCACCAGGGAGGUUUCAGAGACCUUAAGGCUGAGGAUUUUUCCUCUGGUAAGAGCUCUUGGGCUGGUUUGUUUCUAGAGCAGAGUUGUUGCUGCAGGUGGGCUGUGACCAGGGCAGUCUUUGUGGAACAUUAACUGUAACAGUGUUAUGGAAGCAAUAACUAGUUCUCACAAAAGAACCCGAGCAAGAAAGGGCCUGGGAAGCUGAGCCCAACAGCUUGCUUCUCUCACCCCCAGCUGGGAAAAGAGAUGUUCCCUCCUUUUAUAUCUUAGGGCAUCUAAAUGAAAACAGAACGCAAGACAAAAUUCAGAUAUUCAGAACAUACCUUUUUGACCCAGUGAAGGCUUAAAAAAAAUCCAAGAACGUAAUUCAUUUUUUAUCAUCUCUGAUGUUCGAAAGGGGCUUUAAAAAAAGUAUGUAUGUUAAAACACCCAUUAACACCAUCUUCUAUAAAGGUUACCAUGAACUGCACUUUUUGGGGUGGGAAAGGUGAAUGCCAAUGUUGGGAUCGGGGUCGGGGAGGUGAGGGUAGCAAGGACAUAUCAUAGAAAGAGAUUUGUGGUUGGGGAAGAAAAGGUUCUAUAGCAUAAACCUUAGCCUACCAGCCAAGGGGACUUAUUCUAAGAGAAGUGCAUGUGACGAAUGGAUGCCACUGUUAUUCUAGAUUGACAAGGUGUUACUUUCUCUGUAGGUUGUAACUUUAAAAAUUACUUAAGGGUUAUGCUACACUAGUAUUUCUUAGAGGAAACUGUCUCUUAAAGCUAGGAAAGGGAGUAGGCAUGUGUUGGCAAAGGCUGUUAAAUAGAUGCAAUGGAGUCUGUUAUUCUAAUAGUAAGACUGCUUUUCUUUAAUGUUUUCAAGGCUAUACAUAUUUAAGAGCACUGUAUUUUAUUUGUUUUAAAAGGAAAAAAGCAACCCCAUUUCAAGUUGUUCGUUAAUUCUGUCACAACUUGUAUGUUUUAGUCAUUUGUAAAUCUCUUCAUACUGUAGUGUUUUCUCCUUUUUUAAUGACUAAUACAGUAUCUUAAUUACAAGGUUAUUUUGUACUUGUCUUAAUACCUUGAGUGUAAUAAAAACCACUUAAGAAAAUGACAA